ACUGAAGCAUCAUGUCGUGGAUAAUGUCGUGUAUCUGGUCGCUGCUGUGCCUAUGUUCGCUUUCCACGGGACAACGUGGUUUCGAUAACUGUGACGAUUCGUGGAGUUCCCCAUGUGAUUCCUCGAAGCGGCUAUCCCAGGUAGCUAGUGACUUGUCUUGCCGAGUAGCGCGAUGCAACGAUGACAUACUACAUUCGGUAGGAUCCCUGUCGAUCCAUGUACAUAAGUAAGUGAUUCCACUGACAGCUCCCCCUGUCACGCGCCGCUCGGAACAAAGUACGGCACAGUAAUCUGCGUCGUACUUCGU
Xylaria bambusicola is the source of this 307-nucleotide messenger RNA. RefSeq lists its product as uncharacterized. The transcript has a single exon. The annotation marks the transcript as partial. The record is from RefSeq and is a predicted model, not a curated record. NCBI's taxonomy places the organism in Eukaryota, Fungi, Ascomycota, Sordariomycetes, Xylariales, Xylariaceae.